Molecule: messenger RNA, 3786 nt
Organism: Solea solea (common sole)
Lineage: Eukaryota; Metazoa; Chordata; Actinopteri; Pleuronectiformes; Soleidae
Gene: scamp5a
Product: secretory carrier membrane protein 5a
Exons: 7
Coding region: 251-949 (232 amino acids)
Biological process (GO): protein transport
Cellular component (GO): recycling endosome membrane; trans-Golgi network membrane
Source: RefSeq, a predicted model, not a curated record
CGUAAAGAAAAGAACUCACGUGACCUUCCCAAUUCCAUCAUUUGAGGAAUAUACGACAGUUAUUUGUCUCGCUAAACCUCGGCGUUGUUUACUUCCUGCAGCGCGCUUUAACGCAGAUUAUUAAUCCGUAUGAUGGUCUGUAAACGAACAGAGGGAUUCUAGCGACAUUCACGGACCGAUCAGGUUUGUUUUUAAGGAAAGCUGAUAUUGAAGUCUGUUUGGAAGUGAAGGAACACACUGAGCGGUCAUUAUGGCAGAAAACAACUUUCCUCCUCUUCCUCGCUUCAUUCCCCUCAAGCCAUGUUUUUACCAAGAUUUCAAUGAGAUCCCAGACCAGCGUCGCACCAUGUGCAAAAGGCUCUAUUACCUAUGGAUCUUGAAUAGUGCCACACUAGCCUUUAAUCUGAUCGGCUGCCUGGCGUGGAUGUGUGGAGGCGGUGGAGCGACCAACUUUGGUAUGGCCAUCCUGUGGCUCAUCCUCUUCACCCCCUGCUCCUACGUCUGUUGGUUUAGGCCCAUCUACAAGGCCUUCAAGACUGACAGCUCUUUCAACUUCAUGGCGUUCUUCUUCGUCUUCAUGGCCCAGGUGGUGAUCAGUAUCAUCCAGACUGUUGGCAUUCCAGGUUGGGGGGUGUGUGGCUGGCUGGCUACCAUCACCUUCUUCAGCACCAAUGUCGGCUCAGCUGUGGUGAUGCUGAUUCCCACCAUCAUGUUUACUGCGGUAGCCGUGCUCUCCUUCAUCGCCCUCACAAAGGUUCAUAACUUCUACCGUGGUAGUGGUGGCAGCCUGGGCAAGGCCCAAGAGGAGUGGGCCACUGGGGCCUGGAAGAAUCCCCACGUCCAGCAGGCAGCUCAGCAGGCUGCCAUGGGAGCCGCUCAGGGAGCCAUGCAGCCGAACCAGAACCAGUACUCAGCAGCUCCCACCUACAACUACGACGACCCAAUGUAGGGCGAGGGGGGGGAGGGCAGCCUGCCGAGUGGGAGAGAUAUAAAAGGGAUCAAUUAAGAACACAAUUCAGAAUUAGGUGCCCUUCAUUAUAAUGUGUAGGAUGAGUUCAUGAAGAGAAAAGUCAUGUUUUUGGAUGCGAAUAAUUCAUUCAGUUCCCAGUUCAGUUAAGUCAUUCCGUUAUUAGAAAGUUGUUGUUUUUUUAAAAUUAUUUUUAUUUUAUGCUGCUCAGUUUUAGCUGGUCAAUGUGAGUUGUGUUUAAAUGGAGACGUAUAAUAAUAAUAAUCCCCUGUGCUCCAUGACUUCAUUCAGGUGGAUUUACAACACAUGUAACUUUAUAUUUAAUGUGUUUAAGGAACUAUAACCGUGAAACAUGUGUUUACUUUUCUUCAGCGAUCAGGUCAACAAAUGCUUGAACUAGUUACCGCACAUGAAGAGAUUCCCAGUUAAAGGAACGGUUCAACAUUAUGGGAUUAUGUGCAAUUUACAUUCUUGCUACUCUUAACCAAUAAAUAUGAAAAACAAAUAAAACAAUGACUGCCCAAAUCAUAUAAACAAUAAACGAGCUUAACUAGUGAUAAUAUGUUUAUCAGUAAUUAAUUGGAGAGAGCUGUAGCUUCAGUAUUCAGAAACGUUUUCUCUGUGGAGGGCAGCAUUGCACGUCAAAAUGAUUAUUAUUAUUAUUAGAAGGAAAACUGUAGAGGUGCAGACAGAUCUGUGCUGCAUCCAUUUAAACUGGAACUCAUGAUGCACCACUGGUAUUCUGCUUCCUGUCUGGUUGUAGAAGCUCUUUAUUUACCAAAAACUUGUAGUAAAACACUGAAUUUAUUGCCAAAUGUGUCCCUGUAAGUUGGUAUGUUGUAAGACAUAAAUUUAGGAGGAUAUUUUGAUGUGAAUAUGGGCCCAGGUAAACUAAAGUUAUAUGUUGAAGAAGAGAAAUUAAAUUUGAACAAAAUAAAUGAAUUAGACAAUUUCUGCUGGAAAUGUUUUUACCUGUGACAUAGGUCUUACCUAUAAUAAGAAGUCAUUAGCUUGACGCAGUGAAGAAACUUUCUUACAGUUCACAUUUUGAUGACCUGAUUUUUUUGUUUUUUAAUCCACACUUCUUUUUUUUACAUUUCUCAGGAAAUUUGUGAUGGCUGGUUUUAAAUUCUACCUUUAAAGCCCUUAAACGGUCGACGUUUUCUGGCUUUUGUCUCCUCUUUUCACCACUAUUCCACCAUCAUGGGGGGCGCUUGGUUCCAUCCAAUCCUAUGCGUUGAGCAGUUAAACGUCUUAUUCCACGUUUGAAGUGAAGCACAUGCAGUAUUUAGGAUUGCAGUUCUUUGGAUAAAAAAAAACAUUCCAAAUCAAAACUGUACAGGUUACACGAGAGAGAAAAAACCAAAACACUCGCAGGUUGAACACACAGUAAAUAUUAGAAUAAUCAUCGUUGUUGGCUGUCAUAGCGUUGUAUGAAGUGAUGGACAUUUCCCCCACUUCUUAACCCCUACAUGUAAAUGCUUAAAUGGCUAUACUUGUUUCUGGAGCUCUGGCCUCACUCCGCGUGUCAUUUCGUGGCUAUUGAUGUUAUUCCAUGAGUUGGUGUGAUAUGACAUGUAUAUAAAAGAAAGAUAGAAUAUACAAUUGCAAAAAAUUGCCACUUAUUUCUUGAAGACGUGAUAUUGAAAGAGAGAGAAUAUUUGUGUGUGUGUGUGUGUGCGUACCUUGUGAGGCCCUACGGGUUUAUGUUUCUUUCUUUCUUUCAGUUAAAAGGUGAAGUCACUUUAAACUCUUCAAGAUUCAGUAGUUGGUUAUUGCAGUAAUAUACAGUAUUAGACUUGAAACAGAUGUGAAGAUACGUAUUUGAAUGCUCGUUAUUUCCGAUCCUGUGAGUCGUCUCGUCUGAUUGUGAUGGUGUGGUGUUUAAUAGUUAUUUGUUUCGCUUUUUUUUAUAUCAACCUUAUGUUUUUUUGUGUGGUUUUCUUUGAAGAAGCGCGCGUGUGUGUGUGUGUGUGUGUGAAGUACGUGUUUACUGUGUCUCUCCGUGGCUCUGGGUAAUCAGAUCUUUGAAGGUGUUUUGUUAAUUCUAUCAUUUUUAAUCAGUGUUUUGCGCUGGGUCACCUGCUGACAGUGCAAGCGUCCUUCACCGUGUGACUCACCGUGUAGCAAUACGAACAUGACAUAUUUAACAGUAGAGUUAAUAGUGGGGUCCUGUUGUGCAGGCCUCACAUAUACACACGCACUUGUUAUGAAUUAGAGGAAUGGGGCCUUUUUCGCUCUCUUCUGUUGGACAACACUUAGUAUAAUUUUACAAUUAGGUAACAUUUUCACCAGCAGAUGCAUAUACAGUAGUUAGGAAAUACAACCCUAAAAAUCAUCCACAUGCUCAAAUGAAGAUGGACAGAGAAGUUUUCUCUCGAGGCGGCAGCGAGUUAGAAGUAUGAGCUUCCUGUCGUAUGUACAUACAGCACCGUGACCGUGUUUAUGGACAUUUUAUGGACAUCUUCAGCGCGCCGGGGAGAUUAUACUCUCUGCUUCACAUUCCUGUUUCAAAGCUUCUUGACAGCCAUUUCCACUCGACCUUCCCCGCGUUCCCCAUAUGUGACGUGUGUUGUUGGAUAUGUAUUUAUCAUGUACUAUAAAUAAGUAGAUAUGAAUAUAUAAUGACUUAACGAUGGGGUAAAUAUUUGCCAUUGAUAUACACUCUCAGUAGGAACAUGCUCUAAUUAGGUGAAUGAAACAUUUCAGGAGGCUGUGUCUCCAUUAGUGGAGUAAAUGAGGAAUACAUUUUUGUGUAUUACUUUUUGUAUUAUUUGGUCUUACCCUAAGAGAUAAUAAAUAGUUCUUGUUGCAUCUUC